Messenger RNA from Stegostoma tigrinum, 6381 nucleotides. Its product is annotated as butyrophilin subfamily 2 member A1-like. NCBI's taxonomy places the organism in Eukaryota, Metazoa, Chordata, Chondrichthyes, Orectolobiformes, Stegostomatidae. The transcript is spliced from 13 exons. Gene Ontology annotation, molecular function: protein binding. The record is from RefSeq and is a predicted model, not a curated record. Bases 439 to 1968 code for a protein of 509 amino acids.
UGUUCAUUCAGCUUCACACUUUGUUACCUAGUUUUGUACUUUUAUUUGUUUUUUUGUGGUUACUUACUAAUCAUCAAGUAUCUGUUCGAAAUUGACACAAGAAGAAUUACAGGAAAGGAACAUGGCCUGAUUCCAAGUUUCACUUUACAUGAAGGAUUGGAACCAGUUUGUCUCCCUCUCUCGAUCAUGUGAAAUUAUCACAGCGGCACAUAUUGAGGGUUCUACCCCAGAGCGAAACGCCAUUUCCGUGCCUCGUAUUCCACUCUCCCAAAAGUAAAUAGAGAAACCAGCUUCUCCACCGCGACAGGAAAACGUGUUUCGGCAAUAUUCGCCGGGAGUGUUGUUGAGACGGGGAUAUCUGGAAAGGAACAUACUCGAGUUUGAAUGAAAUGCCACUCUGUGUUUUCACAACUGGUUUCGCUGUCCAUCCUGUGAAAGAUGUUGUGGAGAUCUUUAAUUCCUCUUCUUCUCAUCCUACGAUCUUCAGUCGAUGGAAAGUUUAUAGUUACAACUUCAAAAGAGCCGGUCGUUGUCACAGUCGGCCAGGAUGUUGUUCUGGAAUGCCAGCUGAUCCCAGCGGAAGCUCCUGAGGAAAUGGAAGUGCGGUGGUUCCGAAAAGACUGGAAUAACGUUGCCCAUAUGUACCGGAAGGGAAAGGAUCAGGCCGAGUUACAAAUGAAGGAAUAUUCUGGGAGAACGGCAUUGUUCCACGAGCAGUUUGCCAAAGGCAAUAUCUCCCUCCUGUUGAAGAAUAUUUCUGUGAAAGACAAUGGAGCCUUCAGAUGUUUUGUCAUCUCCAAAGCUGAGGAUGCUGAGGGAUCGAUUGAACUGAAAGUUGGAAGUGUGGGCCUUCAGCCUGUGAUGAAGAUGGCUGGCUACAAGGGCAAUAGAAUCAAUCUUGCGUGUGCAUCCGAUGACUGGUUUCCAGAACCGAGCAUAGAAUGGUGGAACAGCAAGGGAGAGAAACUGCCUGGAACCUCCAAGAAACUGGUAAAGGACGCCAGGGGACUCAUGAAAGUGGAGAGCAGUCUCACUGUGGGCGAUAGUUCCGAUAACAUGUAUCAGUGCAGCAUCACCAACACGUUGCUGAAGACAGAGCGAGAGAGCACCUUGCAGAUAUCAGGUGAAUUCUUCCCUGUGGUCUCUGGCUGGCAGGUGGCUUUCUGGAUAAUCUUUGUUAUCCUCCUGGGAGCAAUUGGUGUGGUUUCAUACUUUUGUUGGAAACAGCAGAGACAACGCAGUCUAAUGAGAGAGUUCAAAGUUCGACCUGCCAUCGAUGAAUAUGAAACAUUGUGUGCCAAGUUCGAUCAAGUAAAUGCAUGUGCUGAGGAAGAAAAGAAAAAUCUAUUAAUACAGAUAGAAAACGAAAGGCAGGCCGCCAAAUUAGAAUACGAGAAGCUUCUCCAUCAAUUAGAGUGGGACAAGAUGCUGAGAUGUGUAGCUUCAGUCACCCUGGACCCCGACACGGCGAACGGAAACCUGGACGUGUCACUGGAUCACCUGGAGGUGAAAGACGGUGGCGGGUGGCGCAACGUCACGGAGAACCCGAAACGCUUCGAGCGGUACCCGUUCGUCGUGGCCAGCGAAGGCUUCCAGUCGGGAAAGCAUUACUGGGAGGUGGAGGUGGGAGAGUCCAACAACUGGGACCUGGGCGUGGCCCGGGGCUCGGUGAGACGGAGCGGGCGCAUCGACCUGGACGAAGAGAACGGAUACUGGGUCGUCGGGCGCUACUGGGACAAGUAUGAGGUGAAAAACGUGGAGAAGACGGAGCUGAUCCUCAGCGAGAAGCCCACAAAGAUCGGGAUUUUCCUCAACUGGGAGGAAGGGUUGGUUUCGUUCCACAACGCAGACACGAAAAGCCAGCUCCACGUCUUCAGGACGCACUUUGAGGAGGAGAUCUUUCCCUUCUUCUGCCCUUGGCGGUCUCAAGAGCCAUUGAGAAUCACUCCUGUUACGCUGGAGAGCUGACCAUGAACUCUCCUUGAAGCGCAGGGGCAGAGGUGGGCAGCCUAGAGGCCUACUGUCCAUCACUUCCAUGUCCGUUAGAAACACAUACCCAACGAUUCUCAUCCCACUUUUCAGCUCUUGGCCAUGUAUGACUUAGCAGCGCAAGUGCAGGAGGUCAGAUGUCAACAUCUGUUCCCCUUUUUGUUUGUGAUGUUUCCCCGCUGUGGACAAUGCAAACUGUCCAACUGCUGACUCGAACAGCCUGAUGUUUCCUGAUGUUGUUUCUGUACGGCAGGUUGUGCUGAUCAGAACUGGGAACAAGCCAGCAACUUUAACACUGUUAGCACCGCACUUCACCCAUCUGAUCCUCCGGCAUGUCUCUUUGUACUCUCUCUCUUUUUUUACGUACUCUGUCUCAAUGUAAUCCCCUUGAGAAACACGUGGAGUGUUGGAAGGAUUUUCCAGCAGACUGACAACUAGUUGAAAUACUUUAGGAACUGCCCUCCCACAUGAAGGGUAAACAUCCUGGAUUGGCACUUGAAACCUUUUCUCAAUCAGGGACGGUACAGUUACCAACUGAACCACAAGAUGUGCCUAAAGGGGGCUGAUUCCGGUGCUGCCACCAUCCUGGAGUGGGAUUUGAACCUAGAUCGUCGUCUCUCGAGAGUUGUCCAAUAUGCCACAGCUGGCUGACAUCUGGAAUUGUGCUCAGCACAAUCUUACAUGGAGAGAUACCAGAACGUUCUGUAACCAUCACCUUAACCUCUCAGUCCUGACUACAACCAAAGUGUCCCUUCACAUCUUGAUUUGACUGGAUAAUUAAUGUCUUCUGUCUGAUAUCCAGGAGCGAUUAACCAUGGCGACUGUUUUAUUUCACCUGUUUGUACCAGAGGCAAACUGAGCAACACAUUCGUUCCCUCAGUUUUAUAUCAGCUCAUCCUUCAGGAAAUGUGAAAUUAAAUCUGUUUGUUUCAUUUUUGUUUUGCUGUUUCUCUUCAGUUGUAAUAGCAAAUGCUGAUUGGAACAACUGGACUCAGCACAUGGUGUUGCCCUGAAAGUGUGUAGCCAUGAAUUUACGGGUUUAAGUAUAACACAAGGAAACUUCUUCACUCUCCUGCCCCCAUGUCUGUCCUGACGGCCACGCCUCUGCUCUCCUGACUCACGUUUGGAAGAUUGUGUUGAGAAGGUGGGACAAGUAACUUAUGUUUCCAAUUUCGACUUACUCACAGGAUACUGGGAGGUGCCUUCAUUCAAGAUUGAUGGAAAUUUCAGCUUUUGUAACCCCGAAUGGACUGUACCAGUUUAAAGUCGUGCCAUUCAGUAAGAAGAAUACACUAACCAUAUCUUAAGGACUAACCAAUAAGGUCAUUUCCAGAUUACCCAAGUGUACAUCGACCUGAUGGGUUUUAGUCACACAUGGUGGGAACAUUUGCAGCAUCUAGCAGAAUUGUUUAAUUGACUUUGGGAGGUGGGCUCGGUGAUAAAGCUGACUAACAGUGAGUUUGCAAAAGCCCAAGUCACAUUUUCUCACCCUACCCUUGGACAAGGACAGAAGGCCCCUUGGAAUGUGAAAACAAAGGCCAUUGGGAGAGUUUCCCAUACCAUCGACGAAGAGGGCAUUGUUACAAUUGCUGGGGUUAGUGAAAAUUUUAUUGCAAAUCUGUUCUGAAUUUUAGCAGUGUUGUUGCUCCACUGACUGACCUAUUGAAGAAGUGCAGAAAAUCUCAGGGGAUGGGAGAAUAUCAGAAAAGCCUGAAAGCAGAGUUGACCUUCUCCCUGAUCUCAGCCACUCCCAAUUACACAAAAGCCAUUCAAGCAGCUAUUAAUGUGAUUGAUUUGGCUGUUGGUGCUGUACUUUUUUCCAGAAGAUGACAAGUGUCCUGAAUAUUCGUCAAAAGAAAUAUUCCACCGUUCAGAAAGAGACCUUGAGUUUGGUGCUGGCAUUGCUUAUAAUAUAAAUGUUGUAAUGUACCGGAGACAAUUGUGUCUACUGAACAUAAACCCUUAAUAUUUUUGGAAAACAUUGAAGGUACCAGCCUGACAAAAAGAAGUUUAUUAUUACAGCCGUUUACCUCAAAAAUUAUGCACAUGACAGGAUGAGAGAACGUAAUUGGCCAUGUGUUGUCAUAACUUUGAAGAAAGGUUGAGGUGUUCAGUGACAGAGGAAACUGGGCCAUUUUACAUACUUAAAGUUAAUGCAAUGUAUAUGUAUACUGAUGACAUGAAACUGACAUCUUUGAAAAUGAAGUCAGCUUUGCAUAUCGUGGUUCAUUUUUUUUUUGAGGGGGGAGGGUGUGACGAUACUGUGCCUUUAGGCGAUAUGUCCUGUGCUGUAUCCCUUGCAGAGGGGUGGUGUCACAAUGUUGCUGAAAUGCAUCAUUUAGAUGUGGAGUUGGUGAACAGCUUUGAGUUCGACCCUGUAUUUUUAUAUCGAGUAAGGCCAAAGAUUCAUGAGUGAGUGGACUCACUCUCACACAGACAUAGCCAGCUUUAGUUUGGCUUUCAGUUAGCUCAGUAGGUUUUUGCUCAGGCUGAAAGCUUGAGUUCUCUGCUGCUAGGUUUCCUGCACUGGGGUAGAAGCCAAAUUCCUCAAAUGGAUCACAGCACAUUAACAAUGCUAGAUAAUAAAGUGUGAAGCUGGAUGAACACAGCAGGCCCAGCAGCAUCUCAGGAGCACAAAAGCUGACAUUUCGGGCCUAAACCCUUCAUCAGAGAGGGGUAUGGGGUCAGGGUUCUGGAAUAAAUAGGGAGAGAGGGGGAGGCGGACUGAAGAUGGAGAGAAAAGAAGAUAGGUGGAGAGGAGAGUAUAGGUGGGGAGGUAGGGAGGGGAUAGGUCAGCCCAGGGAAGACGGACAGGUCAAGGAGGCGGGAUGAGGUGGUAGGUAGGAAAUGGAGGUGCGGCUUGAGGUGGGAGGAAGGGAUGGGUGAGAAGAAGAACAGGUUAGGGAAGCGGAGACAGGCUGGGCAGGUUUUGGGAUGCAAUGGGGGGAGGGGACGAGAUGGGCUGGUUUUGCGAUGCAGUGGCGGGGAGGGGAUGAACUGGGCUGAUUUUGGGAUGCAGUGGGGGAGGGGGAGAUUUUGAAGCUUGUGAAGUCCACAUUGAUACCAUUGGGCUGCAGGGUUCCCAAGCAGAAUAUGAGUUGCUGUUCUUGCAACCUUCGGGUGGCAUCAUUGUGGCAGUGCAGGAGGCCAUUGAUGGACAUGUCGUCUGAGGAAUGGGAGGGGGAGUGGAAAUGGUUUGCGACUGGGAGGUGCAGUUGUUUAUUGCGAACCGAGUGGAGGUGUUCUGCAAAGCGGCCCCCAAGCCUCUGCUUGGUUUCCCCAAUGUGGAGGAGGCCACAUCGGGUGCAAUGGAUACAAUAUACCACAUUGGCAGAUGUGCAGGUGCUUGAUAUGGGAGGUUAUCUUGGGGUCUGGGAUCGGGGUGAGGGAGGAGGUGUGGGGGCAAGUGUAGCAUUUCCUGCGGUUGCAGGGGAAGGUGCCGGGUGUGGUGGGGUUGGAGGGCAGUGUGGAGCGAACAAGGGAGUCACGGAGAGAGUGGUCUCUCCGGAGAGCAGACAGGGGUGGGGAUAGAAAAAUGUCUUGGGGGGUGGGGUCGGAUUGUAGAUGGCGGAAGUGUCGGAGGAUGAUGCAUUGUAUCCGGAGGUUGGUGGGAUCGUGUGUGAGAAUGAGGGAGAUACUCUGGGGGCAGUUGUGGUCGGGGGAGGGUGGUGUGAGGGAUGUGUUGCGGGAAAUGCAGGAGACGCAGUCAAGGGUGUUCUCGACCACUGCGGGGGGAAAGUUGUGGUCCUUGAACAACAUGGACAUCUGGGAUGUGCUGGAGUGGAAUGCCUCAUCCUGGGAGCAGAAGCGGAGGAAUUGGGAAUAGGGGAUGAAAUUUUUGCAGGAGGGUGGGUGGGAGGAGGUGUAUUCUAGGUAGCUGUGGGAGUCGGUGGACUUGAAAUAGACAUCAGUUUCCAGCUGUUUCACUGGAAUAAUACACGCAGAUUGGGCAGCUGCGAUCCUUAUUUGCAUAUAUCCCUUAAAAGGAAACUUGCCUCACCACCAUCCCCCCCCCGCCUUCAUGCUGCCUCCUGAUUUGUGGAGAGAUUUCCCCAGAUACACUGCAAGUAAAGUUCAAACUUCACUCUGUUUUCGAAACACUCCUCAAACUUUGAUGUGAACACGAAUAAAAGCGACGUCCAAAACUGCCUCGUGAAACCUGAAGCUUUUAUUUUUGCGAAUUUGUUUAACCCUUUGUUUACCUUUAACUCUGCAAAUAUCUCUUCAAUCUGAUACAUGACUUCGCCGGAAAUGUUAUUCAAGAUUAAGGGGUGCCAGGGAGAAGUGAAUAUUUCUCAACAAGAUUUGGAUGAGACAUUAAACUGAGAUAACCACCUCCUCUGGCUGCACGCUCCAGCGACUGACCACCCUCUGUGUCCAAAAUAAAACAGC